Molecule: messenger RNA, 1882 nt
Organism: Cuculus canorus (common cuckoo)
Lineage: Eukaryota; Metazoa; Chordata; Aves; Cuculiformes; Cuculidae
Gene: GTPBP3
Product: GTP binding protein 3, mitochondrial
Exons: 9
Coding region: 52-1584 (510 amino acids)
Biological process (GO): tRNA wobble uridine modification; tRNA methylation
Cellular component (GO): cytoplasm; mitochondrion
Molecular function (GO): GTP binding; GTPase activity; protein binding
Source: RefSeq, a predicted model, not a curated record
GGCGAGGCGCUGGCGGCGCUAGGGCCGCGCGGGGCAGGGCGGGCGGCGCUCAUGGCGCUGCGCAGGGCGCUGGGGGCGGCGGGGCGCAGGGGGGCGCAGCGCCUCUGCUCCGCAGCGGCGAGCGACACCAUCUUCGCCCUCUCCUCGGGCCAUGGGCGCUGCGGGGUGGCCGUCAUCCGCACCAGCGGGCCGGGCAGCCGCGGGGCCCUGCAGAGCCUCACCGGGCGCCCCGAGCCGCCCCCGCCCCGCGUCCUGGCCCUGCGGCGCAUCCGGGACCCCGACACCGCUGAGCCCCUGGACCGCGGCCUCGUCGUCUGGUUCCCAGCCCCCAGGGCUUGGAGCCACGCAUGCUGCCGUGGGAGGGGCAGGCAAAGAGAAGGGAUCCAUCGCGGGGCGAUGUCCCAUCCCGCAGGUCCCCAGAGCUUCACCGGCGAGGACUGCGCGGAGCUGCACGUGCACGGCGGGCCGGCGGUGCUGAGCGGGGUGCUGCGGGCGCUGGGGCUGCGUCCCGCCGAGCCCGGUGAGUUCACGCGCCGAGCCUUUCGCCGCGGGAAGCUGGACCUGACGGCGGCCGAGGGCUUGGGGGACCUGAUCCGCGCCGAGACCGAGGCGCAGCGGCGGCAGGCGCUCCGGCAGAUGGAGGGCGAGCUGGGGCGGCUCUACGAGCGCUGGAGCGAGACCCUCACCCAGGCUCUCGCCCACCUUGAAGCCUACAUCGACUUCAGUGAGGAUGACAACGUGGAGGAAGAGGUCUUGGCCCGAGUGGAUGCCACCGUGCGGGCGCUGGCGCAGCAGAUCGGGGCCCACCUGCGGGACGGGCGCCGCGGGGAGCUGCUCCGCGGGGGAGUCCACGCCGUCAUCGCCGGUCCCCCCAACGUGGGCAAGAGCAGCCUCCUCAACCUGCUGUGCCGGCGCCCGGCAGCCAUCGUGUCGCCGGUGGCGGGGACGACGCGGGACGUGGUGGAGGUGGCGCUGAAUGUCGGUGGUUACCCCUUGGUGCUGAGCGACACUGCCGGGCUCCGCGAGGCCACCGACCCCAUCGAGCAGGAGGGGGUCAGCCGUGCACGGGAACGGCUGAAGCAAGCAGACCUGGUUCUGGCUGUUCUGGACGCGGCGGCGGUGCCCACGGAGCCGUCGGGGUUGGGGGCUGCCCUGGGGUCCCUGCUGCCCCCCACCAGCCCCCCCUGCAUCCUGGUGCUCAACAAGGCUGACCUGCUGCGGGGGGACGGGGCCGCUCUGCGCGACGCCUGCGCCCGCGGGGACCCCCUGCCCCCCACCACCCUCCUGUCCUGCAAGACGGGCGAAGGGCUCGACCGGCUGCUGGAGCUGCUGGCGCGGCAGCUGGCGCGGCUGUGCGGGGACCCCCUGGCAGGCUCGCCCAGCCUGACCCAGAGCCGGCACAGCCUCCACCUGGGCGACUGCGCGGCGGCGUUGGCACGCUACGACCGGGAGCGCCGGCGGGACCUGGGGCUGGCGGCCGAGCGGCUGCGGUUGGCGCGGCGGCACCUGGGUCGCAUCACCGGCCACGUGGGCGCCGAGGAGGUCCUCGACAUCAUCUUCAGGGACUUCUGUGUUGGCAAGUGAGGGGCGCAACGAGGGGUCCCCCAGCAGCGAGGGUGCGGCAGGGGAGCUCUGGGCUCCGUGCUGGUAUUAAAAUGUGGUGCCUUUGGCGGCUCCGACAUCCUUCCCCCUCCCCGGUCCCUGUGCCGUGGGACUCUGCAUCCUCAUCCCGGGCUGUGGUGUUUUCCUGGAUGGUGGGAGCAUGUCCGGAGCCCCAAGCAUGGAAAAAACCACCAGGAGAGGCUCCGUUUCCUGGCCCGGAGGAUAGAGAAGGAGCUGGAGUGUCUGGGAGGGAAAAGCCACCCCGGGCGUCCCCCCUGGG